Messenger RNA from Daucus carota subsp. sativus, 2083 nucleotides. Its product is annotated as protein VERNALIZATION 1-like. The transcript has 6 exons. Gene Ontology annotation, molecular function: protein dimerization activity; DNA-binding transcription factor activity, RNA polymerase II-specific; RNA polymerase II cis-regulatory region sequence-specific DNA binding. The record is from RefSeq and is a predicted model, not a curated record. Bases 538 to 1077 code for a protein of 179 amino acids. Gene Ontology annotation, biological process: regulation of transcription by RNA polymerase II. Lineage: Eukaryota; Viridiplantae; Streptophyta; Magnoliopsida; Apiales; Apiaceae.
UUUAAAUUAUCAAAUUUGAAUUUAACAGCUAUGAACAUUAAUAUUUAUAUUUAAAUUUUACUGAAAAUUCAAAAAUAUUUUAAGUAUGAAUUGAAUUUUUAAAACUCCAUGCCAACCCUGCCCGCUCACUCACCUCCACUUGUCUCACAUAUUGUGGCCACAUGUAUUUUGAUAAUCCAAAGAAAUGCUAUUUCAAGAAAAGUAAAAGGAAGCAAUAAAUUUGCUAAAAGCAGGCGAAAGAUAUUUAUUUGGGACUGCACUCACUCGGUCUAACAAAUAAAUCUUAGCAUCGUCACUUUACUGUGAAACAAGUAUAGAGACGAAGAAACAAAAUUUCACCGUGAAAAGCCACGUGUCAGGCAGAAAACAACUAUGAGUAAAGAAUCGACGGUGAUAUUCACACACAGUGCCACAGAAUCAUCACUUUCUUCUUUCCAUUACAAAAAAGAUCAGUCAUACACACACAUAUAUAUACGUACACGUGUUUCCCCCAAAUUUGAAAGCACGAGUAGUGUUAGGGUUAGGGUUAGGGUUUAAAUGGGAAGACGAAAGGUUGAAUUGAAGAAGAUCGAAGACAAGGCGAAUCGACAAGUGACAUUUUCGAAGCGACGGCCAGGAUUGAUCAAGAAGGCUAAGGAGCUUUCGAUUCUGUGCGAUGUGGAUGUUGCUGUGCAUAUUUUCACUAGCCGUGACAAGAUGUAUGAGUUCCACAGCGGUGAAAGCCUGCGGAAAAUCUAUGAUUACAUACGAGACAAACAGAGACCGGAAUUUGGAAUGGAAGCUCCUAGCACUAGUUUACAUAAAACACAAAAAAAUGAGAACAAGAUUGUUACAGAACCUAGAGCAGCUUCAACUAUUUCUGUGCAUCUUAACGAGAUCCAGAGGCAACUUGAGGAGCAAAAGGUGGAACAGUUAAAUAUGGCAGAGCUUAAUCGAAUGGAGCAACAGCUUGAAGAUCUAUUACGACGAACAAGAAGUACAAAGGAACAAGCGAUCAGGAAUUCAAUGUCUCUUAUUCACGAGAAGGAAAAAGGACAAAGUGAAGGAGCAGCAGCUAUUGAAGAACAGGCUUCCUAAAAUAACCAGAAGUAUGCUUUUACAUGCUCAGAUAAGUAUUAGUAGUAGGAAGAUGAGAUAUUGUUUGCUAACUAGUCUCUUUUACAUUAUGUUAUGGUGACCUCAGAUAAAUACUCGAGAUUGACCAUGACAGAUUGCACACAUCUUUUUGGGUCAGGUCUUCCACUACUACUGCUGCUCACGACUGAAUGACUGGAUAAACCGAUAAUUACAAUGAAGUCUAACUUAUGUCUUAUUUCUGUAAUAUAUUGAACAUAUAUAAAUAUAUUGCUGGGAACAUAUAGUAGCCAAUCUUGUGUAUCAAUUGGGAACAUUUGUUUUUUUUUUGCCAACUAAAAGAAUAUGGUUUUCUUCAUCUAGUGAGAAGUUCAUGGAUAAAGAGAAGGGGAAAAAAAUAUAUUAAUAUAAAAGUAAAAAGAAGAAGGGAGCCGUUGUUGAGGGUUAUAAAUGGAUUUAGAUAUGACUGGAUGCCGUGAAAGAAAUGAUAUUAUCCUAUGUGUUUAAUAUACAAAUCUAAACUUCUAUUAUUAUAUAUAUCCUUGCUCAUUCAACUAUAAAUUUAUGUGUAGAUUGUCAGGAUACAGACUUGCGGUCUCUUGUUAAAAGAAAAAAGAAAAGAAAGAAGACAUCUUGUGGGGAUACUAGGGCCACCCAGUGCUGUUUAGUGCAAAGAACAAGGAACCCUUUGGACUUGUACAUAUUUUCUCGGUUUGUGUUUCCUUGAAAAUCAUGGCUAUUUGUAAUUCAUGACAAAGUCCUUGGCUAAAAAGUGAGUUACUCCAACCACGUCCAUUUGUUGUCUAUAAUUUUAGUCAACCUUCUAUGGAUGACUAUAUUUCUCGGUUUGUGUUUCCUUGAAUAGAUCGGGUGUUUAAAUUGGCUAAUAUUCCACUAACAAGUAAAUUUAAGUAAAUAGGUACUCGUUUCCACUUAAAAUUUCUUACCCUGGGAUAUCCUCAGAAAUGCCUAUCAUAUCAAAGAUACGUACCCAGUGACCUAUUGAAAU